This is a messenger RNA of Coccidioides posadasii C735 delta SOWgp, 2999 nucleotides long. RefSeq lists its product as uncharacterized. Gene Ontology annotation, cellular component: fungal-type vacuole; plasma membrane. Gene Ontology annotation, molecular function: tripeptide transmembrane transporter activity. Lineage: Eukaryota; Fungi; Ascomycota; Eurotiomycetes; Onygenales; Onygenaceae. The record is from RefSeq and is a predicted model, not a curated record. Gene Ontology annotation, biological process: transmembrane transport.
AAUGACGAUACCGCUGCCCUUGAAAAACUUGGCUUCCUGGGCAAAUCUCGAGGCAAAAGAAUAAGCUCUUCGCUUCUCUUUUAUUCGGUUAUCGACGGUUCGAUAAAUGACGUGCUCGUUUUUCUCUGUUCGACACACGGCGGAGGAGAGAGCGUUCUUUAACGUCUGGUUGCGUGACGACCGUUGACAGCUGGGAUGCAAACCAGCCAGACGCCACUCAAGGGCCACUUGAUUCCUUGAAGUGCAGAUGGCAUGCUUCUCGGAAUCCACGGAGAUCCUCCGCUAGAGAAAUCUUGCCCCAGUUGAUCCUUUAAGACUCCGACUUCUCCAUCGCGUUAUUUCUCUUGGAACUUCCAUCGGUGGGAUGAAACGUCGUAUCUCACCAGCUGUCCCUUGCCAAGCAUCCUGGCACAGGGUUCUCCCUGGCUGCCUCUCAGCGAGUUUGUUCUCCAGAGAACGGAGAUUCAAGUGCAGAGAAAGGCGCUUGAGCCUAGUGACCAAUCAAUUGGUGUUACUUUUCCUACAAUUUGGUUUCCGCCCGGUGCCCCGAUGAGUUUCCCGCCCGCCAACGGUCGAUCAUUUGCUUAUGGCUGUCCAACCGUUUCUCGGCACAGCAUCAGUCAUGACUCCUCUCCAAUCGAGCCGCGAAGUUCAUAUUCUUACCCGAUUUUCUAUUUUCUUCGGCUUGGAAGCCCGGAGACCCCGUCCCGGGGACUCGUGGACAUCGCGCAGCCGAGAUGCCUUGAGGAGAGAUCUUAGGAGAUCCUACUCCUGGACUGAGCUCUCAAAGAUCUUUGCCAAAUGACCCAUCGGAUAUAUUAUGUUCUAUCAAUAUCCAAUGAUCCACAAUCACAUUCUUUGGGUUUGGACCCUCUUCCCAAGCGAUGCCGACACGGUUCUCCCCUGCUCGCUUGGGCUGCUGGGUUCCGCUGGUUGAACUCUUGGAGGAUAUGGGUUGCAACGAGAACCGAAAUCCCCUGUCGACGAGCUUUUUGUGGGGCUGGCUUGUCCCGUGAAAAAGGCUUAUCCGGCUGUCGAUUCUCCCCAUCUUUCCCCGUGCAGCGAAGACAAGUACGAUUGCUUGAGACCGGCAUACGUCACUGUUCUUGCUGUCAAGAUGACGGAUGAAAAGCAGGUCUCCACAGAGCCGGUGCCUCAACCCACAAUCGAGAGUGAAAAGACAGAGGUGGUCGUUCACAGGGACUCUGACGUGGAUGACCCAAAGUGGGCUACACCUGACGGAGAAGAGCCCACCGAGAUCGAAAAGGCUACGUUGAGACAUAUUAGCGACAAGCUUUCAAUAUCUAUUUGGUUGGUUGCUAUCGUUGAGUUUUGCGAACGAUUCACAUACUAUGGCUUGAGUGCCCUGCUUCAGAAUUACAUCCAGAGACCUUUGGAUGGCAGUGAGGGUCGAGGCGCUCUCGGUCUGGGCCACAGAGGAGCCACUGCACUGAGUACAUUUUUCCAAUUUUGGUGCUACGUCACUCCGCUCUUCGGUGCUAUUAUCGCUGAUCAAUAUCUCGGAAAAUACAAGGCGAUUGUUGUGUUCUGCUUCACCUAUGCGGCUGGCUUGAUAGUUUUGUUUAUGACCUCUCUGCCAUUCGCUCUGAGAAAUGGAGCUGGUCUUCCUGGAUUCAUUGUCGCCGUCAUCAUCAUCGGAAUUGGAACCGGAGGUAUCAAAUCAAACGUCUCUCCUCUCAUUGCCGACCAGUACACUCGGAGAAGAAUGGCUGUCACAACCACCAAAGAAGGUGAACGGGUGAUCAUCGACCCGGCAGUCACCAUUCAGCGUAUCUACAUGAUCUUUUACGCUUGUAUUAACGUCGGAUGUCUUGCUAUGCUUGCUACGCCAUUCUUGGAGAGAGAUAUCGGCUUCUGGUCCGCAUAUCUUAUGUGUACAAUCGUCUUCUUUAUUGGAACUCUAGUUUUGAUCCUCGGUCGGAAGCGGUAUAUCGUCAAGCCACCGCACGGUACAAUCAUUACCGAUGCCUUCAAGGCAAUCUGGAUGAUGAUCAAAGCCCGAAAUAUGGAUGCUCCAAAGCCCAGCUACCAGGCUGACUUGGCAAACGGUGGUACCAAUGUCACUUGGGAUGACCAUUUUAUCGAGGAGGUAAAGCGUGCGCUCGUUGCCUGCAAAGUGUUUACAUUCUUCCCCAUUUUCUGGGUUAUCUAUGGCCAGUUUUCAUCGAACUUCGUCAGUCAAGCUGGUCAAAUGGCUGGUCACGGUAUUCCUAACAACCUUAUGCAAAACUUUGACCCGAUCUCCAUCAUCAUCGCCAUCCCACUGCUUGAUCGUGUUGUCUAUCCCUUCCUCCGCAAACGUCACAUCGAGUUCCAACCAAUUACUCGUAUCACAGUUGGCUUCCUCGUCGCUUCACUUGCGAUGAUGUACGCUGCUAUUGUCCAACAUAUGAUCUACUCCGCUCCUCCUUGCUACGAAUAUCCUCUCUGUGAAUUAUCCAAGAUCGACGGAGUCAAACAAGGCAACGAUGUCCACAUCGCUAUCCAGGCACCGGCUUAUAUAUUCAUUGGUCUUGCCGAGGUCUUCCUCAGCGUGACUGGCCUUGAAUAUGCGUACAUGAAGGCUCCCGAGAGACUAAAGAGUUUCGUCUCUGGCUUGUUCCUUCUCACCAACGCCUUUGGCUCUGCUAUUGGUUUGGCACUUACCCCAGUGGCAUAUGACCCAGUCAUUAUCUGGAUGUUUGUUGGGUUGUGCGGUGCCUCUGUCACUACUGCAGGUAUCUUCUGGUACUUAUUCCAUGGACUGAACAAGCAGGAAGAUAAGAUGAACUCUUUGGAUAAGAACUACACCGGAGAGGAUAGCUCAUGAUUGUGAUGAGGUGGUAAUGAAUAAGUUUGGGAAAAGGGUUUAAUUUUAUUUUUGAUUUCGAACUGGCAAGAUGACUAUUUUAUCGUAAUUAUUUUUUGAUGAAAGAGACGGAUACCCCAGCUGUUGACACUUGAACAAUGAGCUCUUGAAUUGAGAAUAUACUCUCCAC